CGCCCAGCUCCUGGGCUGCGCCGAAGGAACCACCUGCGCCAGGCACGCGCGGCUGACCGUGGGGGCCCCAUUCGCUUAGUCGUGGGAACUCCGCCCGGGCCGGCCGUCGCUUUUCUACCGGCGCAGAGAAAGGGGAAGGAGAAGGGCAAGGGAGGAAGUGGUCGCCGCCCUCAGCCGGCCGGUUCUCGCUGAGGCGCCAGAACUGUCGCGUCGCCGUGAGAGGAGCCUGUCUCCCCACAAGCGCCGGAAGGAGGCUGGGGCAGGACCCCCGGCUGACUUGCCGGCCAUAAGGAGGUAGCUCGACUUGUCUGAGGUGAAGCUCGGCAUGGCCGCCGCCCCAGAACAACACUCUGAUGCUUGCAAUGUGCUGAUUGUAUAUGGAAAAGAUGCUGAUGAAUGGUGUCAGUAUCUUCAGAGUCUCUUGCACUCAUGCCAAGAAAUUCAGAGCUCUAAAGUGGAGAGUAGACCUUCUAUUUCCAUGGAGGAACAGAUUCUCUUCAAGAACAGCAAGUGUAUAAUUAUUCUACUGUCAUCUGAAUUGGUACAGAGCUUCUGUAUUCCUGCUGUACUUCAGAGUCUGCAAAAUGUUCUACAACCUCCAUCAAAAGUGGUGAAAUUUUUCUGUGGUGUUUCAGCAUGUGAGAAUUACAAUGAGUUUUUCAAAGACUGGUCUCAAUGGAAAGAGCUUACCUAUGAUGAUGAACCAGAGACCUAUGUUGAUGCAGUCAUAAAAGUUAUUUCAGAAGCAGAUUCUGGUUGUGAUUCAGUGGCUGAUGCAAAGAAGGAGGAUGCUGGGAGUCUACAAGUGUCAUACAAUUUUCCAGCCUGUCAGGCCCGUGAACCUUUAGUGACCAGAUUAGAAAAUCUUGUUGCAGUGCAGCCUGAUCGUAUACGCUGUGGGGUGCAGACAACCAUUUUUAUAAUCCUAAAGUGUAAAUUGGAUAGACAAAUAAAAAUGGAAGUGGAAUUUUCUUCUAAGAGCUGUCAGCCACUGCGACUAUCAGCAAAUAUCGAGAAUGAAUAUACAGUCUCCGUUUACACACCAGACUUAUCACCUGGAACUGUAUGUUUGAAACUGUUUUCUGGAGAUUUAAUGAUAGCUGAAUCAAACAUCAAUUACUAUACUGACAUGGAAGAAAUAAGUAACUUGUUGUCUACUGCAGCAAAUCCAGUGGAAUUCAUGUGUCAGGCAUUUAAGAUUGUACCCUAUAACACAGAAGCUCUGGACAAAAUCCUCACAGAAUCAUUGAAAAAAAACCUUCCUGCCAGUGGUUUGCACCUCUUAGGAAUCAACCAAUUGGAAGAAGAAAAUAUUACUAGUCAAAGAGACGAAGAGCUGCCAACUCUGCUGCACUUUGCUGCAAAAUAUGGUUUAAAAAAUCUCACAGCCCUGUUGCUUACAUGCCCAGGAGCUCUGCAGGCUUAUAGUGUUGCCAACAAGUAUGGUCACUAUCCUAACAACAUUGCUGAAAAGCAUGGCUUCAAAGAUCUCCGUCAAUUCAUUGAUGAAUAUGUGGAGACAGCCGAUAUGCUGAAAUCUCACAUAAAAGAGGAGUUGAUGCAGGGGGAGGAAGAUGGCUCUAUUUAUGAGUCCAUGGCUCAUGUCUCUGCUGACCUUCUGAUGAAAUGUUCACUGAACCCCAGUUGUGAUGAAGAACUCUAUGAAUCCAUGGGUGGUUUGAUCCCCAGCUCUACAGAGGACUUAUAUGUAGAAAUGCUUCAGUCAGAUGCUAAUAAUCCUCUUUCACGGACAACCAAGGACUAUAUGAUGCGCAGAUUCUUAGAAGGUGUUAAUUUGGAGAUACCAGAACCUAAAGAAGGUAUCUACCAUCAAAGUGAAGACAAAGAUGUCUAUCAUACUGUGGAACAAGAUAGUUUUCCCCAGGAAAUGGUCAACAGGCCACCUGUUCCUGUUCCAAGACCUGAUCCCUCCUCCAUACAACAAGACAAAGAACCAUACAUUUAUAAAGUAUUUACAGAAAAAGAUCAAGAGAAAUCUGGGAAUCUUUAUGUUUCUGCAAAAAAUAUUAGCAAAGAACAAAUAAAUACUGUUUCAAAUCAGCCUCAACAGAGUAUAUAUGACCCAUUUGCUGGAAUGAAGACUCCAGGUCAGAGGCAGCUGAUUACUCUACAAGAGCAGGUGAAGUUGGGGAUGCUCACUGUAGAUGAAGCUGUCCUGUGUUUCAAAGAGUGGCAGUUAAAUCAAAAGAAGAGAUCAGAAUCAUUUCACUAUCAACAGGAAAAUCUAAAACGGUUACGUGAUAGCAUCACUCGACGACAGCUUGAAAAGCAAAAGGCUGGGAAGCAUGCAGAUUUGGAAAUUACUGUACCAGUUGGACAUUCUCAGAUUAUGCCAAAGAAACCAGAGUGUAGCAUUUAUGAAUAUAAUCCGAGGAAAAAUCUUUUCCCAAGUAAAGAGAUAAAGCGAGGGGACUGGAAAACAGAAAGCACAUCAAGUACUGCAAGCAGUUCAAGUAACCGAUCAAGUACCCGAAGUCUAUUGAGUAUCAGUAGUGGGAUGGAGGGUGACAAUGAGGAUAAUGAGAUACCUGACAUGAAGAGAAAUUUCUGCUCUAGAAACUUGCAGGUAGACAACCAACUUUCCAUUUCACUUGGAAGGCCUCCAAGAAUACCUCCUCGAAUUGCUAGCAGAUUAUUGAACACUGACAACUUCCAUCCACCACCUGUGCCUCCAAGAGGUCGUGAUAAGUUACACUAAAUCUUUUGGAUAUUAAAAACUGAAACAUGAGAAUGACUUUUGAAUGGUUAUGCUGUAACUCUAAUCAGCAUAUCAGUUCACCCCUUGUGAAUCUCAAAUGAAUAGUUUUGGUAGAAUUUACUCUAAAAAUUGAAUCAAGAGUGAAUGAACAAAAAUUCAUUUAGAACAAACUGCUAGAACAUGAAAAAAUAUGUUGAAUUUAUUAGAAUUCUUAGAUUCUAAUUAUACCAGACUAAAGGUGUCUCAAUAAUUUCUCACAUAUUCCUAAACUUCAGAAUGGAGUAGCUACCAGCAGAUAUUUUUUGUCUGUUUAUCCACAAAUAAAGUAGCCAGUGAUGCUGUUCUGAAAACAAAUUUACUCUGUUGUAGAUAACUAUACUUUCACAAUAUAGUGAAACUACAGUGCCUUGUAUUGAAUAGUGCAAUUCAUUUGAAAUUUGUCUAAUUUCUUAAUGAUUUUAUGAUAAUUUCAUAUUCAGAAUUCUUUAAUUGAUGUGUCUGGUUGCUGUUCCAGUAAUACAAUACUGAGAAAUUUUCUCUUCAGAUCGUAUAACUUAAAUCAAAGAGUCUCUAUAUGAGUCAUCUAUAUGAGUCUUGAAUCUGUAUUAUUUCUAUGAGAAUAUGCCAAGAAAUACUUAGCAGACCAUGAAUAUAAAGAAACUUGGUUCUUAUUUCUGAACUUCAAUAAAAUUUGUGCACCAAUCUCAACAGACAGGGAUCACAUCAUUACUAGAAGACAUUCUUGUUCCCAUUGUAGACAGACUCUAUCCAAAAAGGCAGCUUGCCCUGUUGGUUUGUGAAAAAAUGUAAUAGCACAGCAUGAGAUGGAGAGGACUGUAUCUACAACCUAACAAGAUGGAACAGCUGCCAGGCCCUAUUUGCACUGAGUUUCAAGAUAUAUUCAGGUAAUCCUUGGGAUGGCAAUUGGGACCAGAAUUUCAUUUCUAAGUGAUACAGUGCUAAUGUGCGACAUCCCUGAACAAAGUUGCUUAGCAAUGGAAAUUCUGGCACUUCCAAUUGCCAUCAUUAAGCAAAUCAUCAUGGGUUGUUAAGCAAGGACAUCAUGUACUUCUUAUUUGUGACCUCAUGCUGGCUUCCCUAUUGACCUUGUUUGUAGAAAGAAGGUUACAAAUGGCAAUCAUGUGAAUAUGAGGAUGCUGUGACAGCUGGAACUUUGAGGACCAGUCAUAAAUAUCACUUGUUCAGCAUUGUUGUAAAUUUGAAUUGUCACUGAACAAGUGCUUGCUAAGCAAGGAACUCCUCCUGUAUGAUAUGUCAUACACUGUAUAUGGUUUUUAAAAAGCUCAGCCUGAACACAAAUCCACAGGAUUGAAAUUCUAAAGACAGUUCCCUUUUCAGAAUUUUCAUUUUUUUUUCUUUAAAAAGAAAGAAAUACAUUCGGAAGCUCAUUGAUGUAACAUGCAGGUAUGAUCAAGUUAUUUCCAAUUUGGUACAUUUGUUACAGAAUUUAAUAGGUGAAAGAUUUACUCUUUACUAUAAUAUAUGAUAAAGUAUAUCAGACUUGGCUAUUUUAACUGAAGCCCUGAUUAUACUGUUACAGAGCAAUUUCCAGGGACACCUAGUAAGGACUGGCCUUUGCAAUACCUCAACUUAUUUGAAAACAAAGGAGAGGGUUUUUAGGAAGGUUGCUUUGUGCAAAAUGUGUUGAGGUCAUACAGAUUUUACAGGACAGUACAUUCCGCAUGGAUAGGCAGCUAUUAAAAAGUUUUGUUUCUAGGUUCAUUCACACUUUUUCUCUUGCAUGACUAACUUUUAAGACACUUGGCAACCUGUUUGCACUUAUGAUUGGUUGCCAAGCACCUCAUGAUCAUGUGAUUGCUAUUUUCCAGCUUCUCCAUGGGCUUCCACAGAAAGCUGCUGCUGCCUGCCGAUAGGACUCCCUCUCAUCUCAGGGGGCCUAGCUGAAAGACCUGCCAACUAAAUGGAGCUCAAGCCCUUUACUGGGCUUCAGAAACAGGGCUCGGUUCCUGAAGACAUGAGCCCUGUUUCUGCAGCCUGGCAGAGACAUUCUCUUCCACACAGACAGGAAAGCUAAGGCUCUGCUAGUCUGCAGAGACAGGGUUUAGAUGCCAAAGAUCCAAUCCCUGUUUCUGCAGCUCAAUGGAGGGGCUGACCUCCACUUGGCAGAUUUAUAGCCUUCAGAACAAUGAUGUUCACUAGCUUUCUACCUUUCCUGGGCUAGAAAGACUAGUGAAUCCAAGUUGUGUGAGCCUUCCAUUUGCAAGAAUGUUGCCCACUGCCAGAUGGCACAAAAUGGCUUUGGUAGGAAGGCCAAUCACACAUCAGCUGGGCACACUUGCAGCUACAGGCAAAGGUAAUGGACCUGAGCUUGGUGGGGGUGGGGAGAGAGCCUGGGCCACCUGGAUGUGCUGGGCCACAGAGAGCACCUCUCCCUGAUGCUCUGCUUAAUGACUUGCACAAUCGCUUGGCAACUCAACUGGGAGAGCUGGAAUUGUCGUCACUGAAUGAGUGACCAUAUGGCUGUCUGCUUAAUGACCACUUUACUCAAUGACUGAGAUUCUACCUCCCAUUGUGAUAGUAAAUCAAGGGCUACCUGUAGACUGUACUGUAGUAAUUUGACUUAGAAAUAACAAGGCUAGUCUGUUGUUGAAGCCUCGAUUCUAAGAGCCCGAACUGGCAGGAGGACUCCCAAACCAUGAAUACCUAUUGUUUAUUUCAAAUAUUUUUUAAAAAAGAGAGAUGAUUUAAUUAAUAAUUUUAUUAAUUUAUACUUUUCUGUUGUAUUUUUUUAAGAACAUGUGCUAUCUUAUUUUACUUGUUAAUGUAUCAGCUGUAGUUCUUGUAAGAAAUGUACAUGAAUGUACUUAAAUUGUUACUUCACUAUGUAUAUAAAUUCAUUAUCCAUUGAUUCUUUUCAAAUAUUGUAUGUGCAUAAAUCUAUCAGUAGGUAGACAUUUUAAUCAAUCUGCUACUUGUUAUAUGGUUGUGCCACUGGUACAUAAUUCUAUUCAAGUGAAGACUAUUCAGUGAAGACUAUUCAGGAGUUCCAAACUCUUCAGCUUUUACCAGUGUACUAUGGUUUAAUGCUGUGCCUUGCAGACAAAUGACAUGCUUCUAAAUUUAUAUAUCAAGAAGUUAAAAAUAAAUUUAAAAAAUAGAUAUUUCAUUUACAUUGUAUAAAAACUGUUUCUAAAGUUUUUUAGCAUGUCCCUGAGGAUAACCUGUGGGUUACAAAACAAUACAAAGCAAUUUGCAACCAUCUCUUUUUAAAUUAGACACAAUUUCAACUAGUGUACUCUCUGCAAAAGCAAUCUUGUAAAGUUUAUUAAGACAAUGGAGACACCUGAAAAAACUUCCUUUUUUAAAAAACAUUUUUUUAUUUUAAAACAAAAAUAAAACAUAAAAACAUCAUCAUUCCAAAAAGUUACAGACAGUAUAUUGAUCGGUUUGCAUCCUUUUGUGCUCCCUCCUCUCUUCAAAAUAUCACUAUACAUUCCCAGGGUUAUUUUCAAAUAUAUAUAAAAAAAGAAAAUCCACUUAAUUUGUCUCAGCAUCCACAUAUUUAUCUCCAUUUUUUAUUGGAGGGCCCGGAGGGUGGCGUCCCUCUGGUUGAAAUGUGCCCACCAGGCUUCAGAGCAUUCCAUCAGCCGAGGGCUCA
Pantherophis guttatus is the source of this 6359-nucleotide messenger RNA. RefSeq names its product phosphoinositide-3-kinase adaptor protein 1 (gene PIK3AP1). Gene Ontology annotation, cellular component: cytosol. Gene Ontology annotation, molecular function: phosphatidylinositol 3-kinase regulatory subunit binding; signaling receptor binding. The record is from RefSeq and is a predicted model, not a curated record. NCBI's taxonomy places the organism in Eukaryota, Metazoa, Chordata, Lepidosauria, Squamata, Colubridae. Gene Ontology annotation, biological process: signal transduction.